This is a messenger RNA of Penicillium longicatenatum, 1728 nucleotides long. RefSeq names its product Zn(II)2Cys6 transcription factor. Gene Ontology annotation, molecular function: zinc ion binding; DNA-binding transcription factor activity, RNA polymerase II-specific; transcription cis-regulatory region binding. The transcript is spliced from 2 exons. Gene Ontology annotation, biological process: positive regulation of transcription by RNA polymerase II. The record is from RefSeq and is a predicted model, not a curated record. NCBI's taxonomy places the organism in Eukaryota, Fungi, Ascomycota, Eurotiomycetes, Eurotiales, Aspergillaceae. Bases 1 to 1728 code for a protein of 575 amino acids. Gene Ontology annotation, cellular component: nucleus.
AUGGAGAUUCGCCCCGUGGGCGCGCCAGUGAUGUCCGGGUCGUCUGAGUCGCCUGAUUCCCACCAGCCCGCCCCGCCCCGUAAACGAGUACGCCGCUGGCACCACCGAGGAUUCACAGGCUGUUCUACCUGUCGUCGCCGUCAUGUUCGCUGCGACGAAGCUUCCCCCUCCUGCAAAAACUGUACGAGGCUGGGACUCGAGUGUGAUGGGACGCAGGGCCGAAUGACCUUUAAGGUCUAUGGCCCCACACAAACCCAGGAACCACCGCCAACAAAAGCACCCAAGAAGCGGAAGAAGAAAGAGUCGAAUCCAAGCCAGCCGAUUCCGGGUACGGGAACCCUCAUUAUAAAGAAGGAGGAAGUGCAUGAGCCAUGGGAAGCUGUUGUGGUUUCGCCGACUACUUUACCGCAACAAUCGCAGGUCAAAUUUUGUUACCACGAACCGAUGCCGGCAAACCGCGUGCCCGCGUGUGUUCAAACCACGGAUGAUCGCUACUUCACCCAUUUUAUCGACCAGGUGUCCACCCUCCUUAUUAUUUACGAUAAUUCUAUCAACACCAAUCCUUAUCGAAGGCACUUUCCUGAUUUCGCGCGCUCGUCCCCUUCCAUGGUGGGUGCCAUGGAAGCUUUGGGCGCGUUACAUUUGGCCAAUACUUCUGCUGGGCGGCAGCGCAUUUCGCAUAUCCAGCAGGCGAUGAGUAAAUAUGGUGAAGUCGUACAAAUUUUCCGGAGCCGGUAUGCUCGGCCGAGCCAACAACUAGGAAUGACCGACUUUGCUACUUGUUUAUUGCUCUGUCUUUUCGAGAUGAUGGACUCCCAAAACCAUAACUGGGCCGUGCAUCUUAAGGGUGCCCGUGAGAUCUAUAACCUUCUUUUCUACCCCCACACUGGCGGUACCUCCACUCGCGAAGAUCAGAGGAUUGCUGAGUCCAAUCAUCCUCUGCGAUCAUUCCUUGUGUCUUUGCUGUCCUACCUCGAUGUGGCUGGUGCAUGUGCUACCCCCGGUGGUACCGUUGUCGAAGGGAAUUAUUGGAAGACCCUUGGAGGCGGAUGGGAAUACAACCUAGGGACACCUAGCUUAUCAUCAUCCACAAUGCCCGACAAUCCGCGCUUAGUUGAAUUGCGACACGCAUGGUCAGGAAUGAUGGAGGUUCAGACAUCGAUUAGUCUUCUCGCUCGUGAUAAACAAUGGAUGCCCCCCGACCAGCAAGACAUGGUUUAUAAAGAUAUUUUCAACCGAUUGGUGGUGUGGCGGGCUAGCACGCCAAUUAGCCUCCAGCUCCUGGGUGAUAUGGAACUCGACGAUGAAAGUCUGCGCCAAUUUCCUUUCCCCGAUAUGUUGGAGUAUGUUGGAUGCGUUGAGGCUUAUGAGAAGGCGACCUUCGUGCAUCUACAUCAAAUUGCUGGUACGGGUCGACCGAAUUGGAUCACUGAUCGAACUUACUUGGAUAUGCUCAUCACCCGCAUUCUCACCUUGAUCCGCAAGUUAUCCAAGGGCGUUGGCCAAUUAGCCGUUCUAUGGCCCCUCUUCAUCGCUGGACAGGAAACGCGCAAAAAAGACGAACAACAAUACGUUCGCCAAACAAUGGAGGAGUUGAAGCGUUUUGGCUUCAAAAAUGUCGACAAGGGCUUAGAACUACUAGAGGGAGUGUGGUUCAAACGACGGGCUUUCCCUGAAGGUUGGACCGAGACAUUGGAUGAAAUUCAGUCGAAUAUUCUCCUACCCUGA